CAACAACUUCCAUUCCUUGAACACAUAUUCCAAAAACAAAAAUCUUCAUGUCUUCUUCCACGUUCUAAUUUCAAAACCCUGUGUAGCCCCAAAAUGCCGCCCAAAACCACCAAGCGUGCGACGAAAGCACUCCCCAAAGCCUCAUCAGCCAUUCCAGACCCAUUCACACCUGUGCCAACCGAAAUCCUGCCCCUCCUCGACACCCUCGACAAGGAAAUUGUCUACAUCACACAUAUAGACCACCAUCCAGCUUGGUUUAAAAAGCGCGUGUUUUUCGUUCCCGUCGGCCUCAACGUCACAAUUGGAUUGGUUUUAUUAUGGAGAGCAUACGCGGCAUCUCCGUGGUACUGGUCGAUCCUGAUGUCCUUCCUGGGCAACCACAAUGAGACGACGAUAUAUUUCGCAAGCACACCUUGGCUACAACUCAUAUGGAUGGUUUUGGUACGGAGUUCCGUGUUUCUGGUCGACUUCAUACUGUUCCGCAUAAUUGGGCCUUGGCCCUGGGGUUUCUUCUUUGAGAGCCCAGGAAACCCUAUCAGCUGGCGGUUCAAAACUGGUUUCAGGGACGAGGAGGUAUAUGUGAGGGAGAGUAGGGGCUGGGGUGCAAGAGAUUUGCUCGGAGAGGCGGAAGGAAGUUCGGGAAGAGCUGGAUCGGAAAGUCCUUUCUUCAAGACAAGGAUUUUGCCUGCUGUGGAAACACGGAGACUUGCAGAAAAGACGGGUUAUAUGUUGAUGGAUAAAGACUUCGACCUGAGCUUUGCGGCCAUGACGAAGGCAGCGCAAAUGAUCGACAGGAAAGAAAUUACUCUGGAUAACGUACAGAAGAGUGUAUUCGUCUGGGUUGGUAGUCAAGAGACUGGGCAGUGGACUGUAUGGGACUGCUGGAAGCUUGAUGGUGGCUCAGAGACCGAGGCCAGGAAGAAGAUCAUGAUAUUCAAAGACCGUUUGACAGCUAUGGGCAAGGAGAGUCUCUUCUUCCGAUGGGUCGAGUUGAUACAAUUCGAGAGCAGUGCACCCGGCGGUUUCACCCAAGAACGACAAAUCGAAGCUGCUAAUAAGGCGAAGAAGCUUUUCGAGGACGAGGGUAUAGAUUUCGAUACAUUCAUCAAAGAGAUUGGAGGGUUGGAUGGUCUGCCAGGCAUGGAAUAGGGCUAGGGAGAGCCAGUACAUUCUAAAAUUUCAGAUACCCAAUUCGUCUUAUAGACAGGACACCAAAUUUCAAAAACGGCUGGCUGCAACAGUUUCGCCAGAAAUGGAUUGAACUACAUUAUGAUUGCGACUUUUCCUUGGGCUUAAUAUGCCUCGAUGCGUAUUCAAUGGCUGCCUCAUAGCCAUACACUCCCAACCCGCAAAUUACAGCCUCUGCUUUAUCGCUCAAAUAGCUGUGAUGCCUAAACGCCUCCCUUUUGUGUACAUUGCUUAUGUGUAUCUCCACAAACGGGAUAUCGACGCCCAGCAAUGCGUCCCGAAUCGCCACGCUUGUAUGUGUAAAUGCGCCCGGGUUGAUGACAAUGGCGUCA
Messenger RNA from Aaosphaeria arxii CBS 175.79, 1520 nucleotides. RefSeq lists its product as uncharacterized. Bases 94 to 1149 code for a protein of 351 amino acids. The record is from RefSeq and is a predicted model, not a curated record. NCBI's taxonomy places the organism in Eukaryota, Fungi, Ascomycota, Dothideomycetes, Pleosporales. The transcript has a single exon.